Gambusia affinis (western mosquitofish) is the source of this 2874-nucleotide messenger RNA. RefSeq names its product adenosine A2a receptor b (gene adora2ab). The coding region runs from base 451 to 1860 and encodes 469 amino acids. Gene Ontology annotation, biological process: adenylate cyclase-activating G protein-coupled receptor signaling pathway; G protein-coupled adenosine receptor signaling pathway. Lineage: Eukaryota; Metazoa; Chordata; Actinopteri; Cyprinodontiformes; Poeciliidae. Gene Ontology annotation, cellular component: membrane. The transcript is spliced from 6 exons. The record is from RefSeq and is a predicted model, not a curated record. Gene Ontology annotation, molecular function: G protein-coupled adenosine receptor activity.
GCGAUGGACUGGAGACCUACCAAGGGUGUACCCCGCCUCUCCUAUACCCCAUCGAAGCUCUGCAAGGAUAAUUUCACGGUUAACGAAACCCACGCAGCAGGGAGAUCAACUUUCUCAUCCAUCAGGUUACCUCUCUACUUUGGUAGCCCCUUCAGAUGCGUCAUCCUCAGCUGUAUCACUGUUCACUGAACAAAACUUGAAAAAGAGGAAGACUAACGGCCCAGCACAGCAGUCGUGACAAUAAAUGGUGUGAGAGUAAUCCGACGUCGUGCAUGUGAUGCUUGUGCUGGGAACUUUCUGCUUUGCCUCACUGUCACUGUGACACAAUCCCUUUUGUCUCAAGUCAUACCAUGUGGUCUAGCAAGAAAAUGUUGUGUCUGAAAACAAGACAAGGAGCUGAUUGGAUGGGAUGAUAAGUACAAGGAAAACAAAAAGGAGGAAAAAACAACCAUGCCGGAGCUCCACCAGGUGGUUUAUAUUGGCUUGGAGCUGCUGAUCGCUCUCCUGGCUGUGGCUGGGAACACCCUGGUAUGCUGGUCCGUCUGCCUGAACUCCAACCUGCAGAGCAUCACCAACUUCUUUGUGGUCUCACUAGCAGUCGCUGAUAUCGCUGUGGGGCUACUGGCAAUUCCCUUCGCUAUCACAAUUAGUGUGGGGUUCUGUGCCGACUUUUACGGUUGCCUGUUCAUCGCCUGCUUUCUGCUCGUGCUCACACAGAGCUCCAUCUUCAGUCUGCUGGCCAUCGCUGUGGACCGCUAUAUUGCAAUCAAGAAUCCACUCAGAUAUAACAGUCUUGUAACAGGGCUGAGAGCAAAGUGCAUCAUAGCACUGUGCUGGACUUUGUCAGCGGUGAUUGGCAUGACUCCACUGAUUGGUUGGAACACAGGCCGGAACGCAACACUUCACAGUUCAAAAAAAAAAAGCUGCCCAAAAGGUCUGACCCAAUGCCUUUUUGAGACGGUUGUUCCUUUGGACUAUAUGACCUAUUUUAAUUUCUUUGGCUUUGUGCUGACCCCUCUGUUGGUCAUGCUGGUCAUCUACAUCAAAAUAUUUCUGGUGGCGAGAAGGCAGCUCCGUCGAAUGAGCAUUACAGUUUCACUCUCACCUAUUCCCGGACGAAGACCUUCAUCCUCGAACUCGUCCCAUUCUUUUCUGCAGAAGGACGUGCAUGCUGCCAAAUCACUGGCAAUUAUUGUGGGCUUAUUUGCAAUCUGCUGGCUUCCUGUGCAUAUCAUCAACUGCGUCAACCACCUGUGCAAAAACUGUGAGCGUCCAACAAUCUGGGUGAUGAACAUCGCCAUCAUCCUCUCCCAUGCAAACUCUGUGGUGAAUCCCUUUAUUUACGCCUACCGCAUCAGGGAGUUUAGACAGACUUUUUGGAAGAUUUUUUACAAGUACAUUCUGAGGCAGGCAACCAGCAAUGGGAUUGGAACAAUGAGUAUUGACAGCAGAGAUUUCAGUUGCAUCAGCAUCAGACGGACAUCCCAAACGAGUAAAGAGGUUUCAACAUGUGGCACAAUGGUGAAUAGCUACAUCCUGGAUCCUGAUACUCAUCCAUCAAGGUACAAAGUUAAUAGCAGAACUUCUAGCCAUUGGUCUUCGAAUCAAGAUGUACUGCCAAGCAGCUGCAUUCACAAUGGACACAAAGGGCAAAGUGGCACCUUCUCAGGGAUGCAGGAGAACCCAAGCAUGGCAUUUUGUGCACAGGAUGCAGCAGAAUCUGCUUCAUGUGAUGAGGGAUCAGCAGAUGUUUCUGAGCUGAAAGACAGAGGAGGCUGCACUGAUUUUGUCAAUGUUCAAGCUGUCUCCGUAAAAAAGACUGAUGGUUGCAACUCUACAGACAUAACAGAGAUAUCAUGACACUUACGUUCAUAUUUUUUUUUUCCUACCACUCUUAAUCCUGUGAAGAAAAUUUCUUCAACAACAACAACAACAACAAAAAAACACUGAAUGGAAUAGCUAUUUCUUCCUUGUAGUAUAAGACUUGUUUUUAUUUACUUUAGACUUUUAUUUUCUAUAUGAGCCAAAUUUCAGUUGAAGGUCAACUGAAAUUUAAAGAUGCUUAAAGCAGGACGCUUUUUAAUAUGAGCUGAUGCUUAUAUUUUCUCUGCAUGUUGUUUAAGUGACAUCCAUGGAAAUGUCUGUUUUCAAAAAUAAAUGUAGGCUGUAUGCAGUAAGAAAAAGCAAAAAUGUUAAAUCAUAGUGUGAACAAAACAAUAAUCUAUACAGUGCUAACUAUUUUUUAGACCCUAUAAAGAAGUAAAAAAAAUUUUUAUAUUGUUUCACUACUUUAAACAUAAAAAUUUAGAUUUUGAUCAGGCAGUGUGUGUGCUACCUGGGCCUUUGCUCAAAGGUUGUUGUUUUUUUUAUUUAGACUCUCAUGGGUUUACUAAAUAAAUACUGUAUCAACAAAACCAGUUACCCAAACAGAAAAUUACUAUUGGACCUAUGAUCAGUCUCUUAAGUGAUCAAUUAUUCAAACCACUUCAUGCUUUCAUUGACCCCAUAUGUAAAUGUUGGCUCAAAACCUUGCUAAACAUUACAAAAGAAGACUUUCAUAUUGGCAAAAAGAGCCUUGACCCUUGACAGCAAGGGUACUGGGAAGUUUUUAUAAGGACAAUUUUGACAAAAACAUUUCUUAACAUGUAUGCCACUCUACAGAACAAAUGUUAUCAAAUUGAAGCUUUUUACACAUUUUUAUCACUGAUGUCAAUAACUGUAUACAAAUCUUCAGUCAACCCUAUAGCGUACCGUGUCAUGCAUUGUACUUUAACUUUCAAACACUCAAACAGCAUUUCUUACAAAGCUGGAUCAUGUCAUGUAUAAUCAGAUGCUUCCUUUCUGUUCAAACAUGAAUAAAAGAAUUGUUUGGUG